Messenger RNA from Beta vulgaris subsp. vulgaris (sugar beet), 531 nucleotides. RefSeq lists its product as uncharacterized. The coding region runs from base 1 to 531 and encodes 176 amino acids. Lineage: Eukaryota; Viridiplantae; Streptophyta; Magnoliopsida; Caryophyllales; Amaranthaceae. The transcript is spliced from 3 exons. The record is from RefSeq and is a predicted model, not a curated record.
AUGAACCAAUUAUCUGAUACUCCUAACGAUGUAUCGGAUUUGAAAUGGUUGGCAUAUGGGUCAAAGACGCAAGUUCUUUCCUAUGAGGGGUGUAGUGAUGGAGAUGAGAUAAUGCGUGAUGCAUCUGAUGAGCCCCAGAUUACUGAUGCAGCUGUUACGAAGAAGAAAAGUAGGCCAAGAGGUCCUACAAAAGGGAUACGUUCCAAACCCGGCAUUCAGAGAGUUCUUGCUUGGGAUGAGUGGAUACGUCCGAUUGGGCGCUAUGCUGGUGAGUACAAGAUAUAUUGUGGGGAGAUCAGUAGAAGCAAAGUGUCUAUCUUGUACGACACUUGGGAUGAUGUUCCAGAAGGCACACAAAACACUUUGUGGGAAGAUGCUAAAAGAGAGUUUGGAAUAGAAGAGGAUGUUUUGAAGAAACGAGAUGUCUUGACUACAUGUGAUAAACGGUGGAGAGAUUUCAAGUCAAGAUUGGUGACCAGAUGGAUCACGAAAACGAGGAAGGGCCUAACAAUGAUAGGCGACCAUACGUGA